Coregonus clupeaformis (lake whitefish) is the source of this 810-nucleotide messenger RNA. RefSeq names its product synaptotagmin-C. Gene Ontology annotation, biological process: cellular response to calcium ion; calcium-ion regulated exocytosis; regulation of calcium ion-dependent exocytosis. Gene Ontology annotation, molecular function: calcium ion binding; phosphatidylserine binding; SNARE binding. The record is from RefSeq and is a predicted model, not a curated record. NCBI's taxonomy places the organism in Eukaryota, Metazoa, Chordata, Actinopteri, Salmoniformes, Salmonidae. Bases 123 to 689 code for a protein of 188 amino acids. Gene Ontology annotation, cellular component: membrane. The transcript is spliced from 5 exons.
CCAGCCCCAGCCCCCAGGCCAGGCCCCAGUCCUCAGUGUGGAGUGAUGGAGCUGCCCCGUGUUGGGAACUGCAGAGCCAGGCGACGAACAACCCUGCUGCUGAUGUGACGGAGACACGCAAGAUGGGGGUGGGGGGAGUGGUGGGAGGGCCGGAACAGACCCAGGAACACUCCUACCUGGACAUGGACUCCUACCACAACAACGCUGGGAAUCUUAACUUGAGCCAGACGUCUCCAGAGUUGCCCCCCACCACUGAGGGGGGAGCCGCCCCGCCCCACAAAGACCUGUCCAACGCCCACUCCCAGCAGCAGGUCACUGCACGUACAGAGCAGCUAGUGGUGAAGAUCCUGAAGGCUGUAGACCUGGCUGCCAAGGACGCCAAUGGCUUCUCAGACCCCUACGUCAAGAUCUACCUACUGCCAGACAGGAAGAAGUUCCAGACCAAGGUCCACAGAAAGACCCUGAACACGAUAUUCAACGAGACGUUCCUGUUUGGCAUGCCCCUGGCAGAGCUGCACUCCCGGAAGCUGCACUUCUCCGUCUGCGACUUUGACCGCUUCUCCAGACACGACCUGAUUGGCCAGGUGGUGGUGGACAACCUGCUGGACUUCAGCGAGGGCACCGGGGAGAAGCCUGUCUGGAGGGACAUUGUGGGAGUGCACUGCGGUGAGAGAGAGAGCCCUGCCUGACACCAUAAUGCCAACGCAAUGCCACCACUAUGUUACCAUGAUUAUACCACUAUAAUUCCACUACUAUGCCACUAUAAUUCCACUACUAUGCCACUAUAAUUCCACUACUAUGCCACUAUAA